This is a messenger RNA of Moneuplotes crassus, 845 nucleotides long. Lineage: Eukaryota; Ciliophora; Spirotrichea; Euplotida; Euplotidae. The record is from the annotation of a GenBank genome assembly.
GUUAUCAAAAAUGGAGUUCAGGCCAAACCCUUACUUGGUUUACAAGAGAUAUGGCAAAAGAAAGAAGGCAGAUAGCUCGCUAAGAAUUAGCCAGUGCUAUUAUGUUCCUGAUGAUAUACCUUUUUAUAAGCCAAGUAGGGAUAAACACUCCAACAAGUCGCGAAAAUAACUAUGUAAAGGCUAACAGAUCUAUUGAUAACAUCAAGCUCCGAGAUAUUGACAAUCUAGAAUAUCUAAAAAGAGCUCCAAAACUUGCUGGAAUCAGUAAACGAUCUCAAUUCAAGAACCCUAAAAGGCUGUCUAAAAUUAAAUUUAAGAAACACUUUGGGAGGAGGAACAAUUACAUUCAGAACAGCAUUCAGCCAUUUGUACCAGAGUCAAGUUUUGACUACUCUGAUUUCAAAGAGGUUGGCUAUGGGUUCAAGUAUAAUGGACAUACAAGGAACUUAUCUAGAUUUUCUCAGUAUUCAAGCCUUGAUCAUCGGGCUACUCCUCUAUCGAUGUCUCCUACUAAUCAGCGGAGUAUACCCACAAGUAUAAGGAAUAAAUUUGUUAAUAGUAGUUGUUCAAUUCCAAGGUAUGAAGGAAAUAUUUGAUGGUGAUUCAAAUUAGCUUUGUUAGCUAAAAAAAUUAUAUUUUGAUAUCAAAUAAAGAGAUGAAAGCUUCCACAGAAGAAAGUAAAGAAUGUAAAGAUCAAGAUUACUAAACUUAAAAAUGAAGAAAGUAAAGGAGAUCAAACUAGAGUUGAAGAAAUGAUUAAACAGCUUAUUGAGAAAAAUCCUUACAAAGUGAACCAUUUGAAAGAUAAAAUACAUAAGCUGCAUUCAAAAUGUAAAAAAUCUUAA